Messenger RNA from Amphibalanus amphitrite, 2757 nucleotides. RefSeq lists its product as uncharacterized. Gene Ontology annotation, molecular function: nucleic acid binding. The transcript is spliced from 4 exons. The record is from RefSeq and is a predicted model, not a curated record. Lineage: Eukaryota; Metazoa; Arthropoda; Thecostraca; Balanomorpha; Balanidae. Bases 1 to 2757 code for a protein of 918 amino acids. Gene Ontology annotation, biological process: DNA integration.
AUGUCGCCGGGGCUGGCGCGAGCCCUGCUGCUCUCACACCUGGACGAUCCACCUGCAGGGCCUGUGGCAAGCGCGGCCACUGGGCUGCUCUCUGCCAGGGUGGUUCAUCCGAAGCCGACUCAGCUGGAGGAGGAGCUUCAGCUCAAGGAGGUCCUGCAGCAAGAGGCAGCACACCCCGGAGAGGAGGCAGGAAGCAGGAGCGACACGGAGCAGGAGCUGCCCACCAUCGUGGGGUACCAGCACCGGAUCGUCUUGCGACCGGACGCCAGUCCGACGGUGUACCGGCUGAGGAGACUGCCCCUCUCCGUUCGUGAUGAGGUCUCCAAGGAGCUACAGCGACUUCUCAGAACUGGCAUCAUCGAGCGGAUCGACGCCUCACCAUGGGUGAGCCCCCUGGUGGUCUCCAGGAAGCCCGAUGGGAAGAUCCGUCUCUGCGUGGACCUCAGAGGACCGAACGCCCAGAUCGUCCCAGAGGUGCAUCCUCUGCCAACGAUCGAGGAGCUGCAGACCCGUCUCCACGGCGUCUUCUACUCCAAGCUGGACCUCAGAUCGGCCUACCACCAGCUGGAGUUGCACCCCGACAGCAGGGACAUCACCGCCUUCAUCACCCACGACGGGCUGAUGAGGUUCAAGAGGGUACCCUUCGGCCUGGUGUCAGCUGGAUCGGCUUGCCAGAAACUCCUGGACGACGUGCUGAAGGACGUUCCUGGAUGCGGACACUACAUGGACGACAUACUGGUGUCCGGCAAGACCAGAGGUCAGCACGAUGAGAGACUACGUCAAGUUCUCACCCGACUCCGAGACGCCCGAGUGACCAUCAACAUGGAGAAGUCGGUCUUCGCCAAGGAAGAAGUAGACUUCUGUGGUCAUCACCUGUCUUCUGCCGGCAUCACGCCUCGGACGGCCACGGUGGAGGCGAUGCGCGCCGCGCCGCGGCCGAGCAACUCCCAGGAGCUGCGGAGCUUCCUCGGGCUCGCAGGCUGGUUCGCGCGCUUCAUCACCGGGUACGCGGCCGUGGUCCGACCUCUCUCGGCAAUGCUCAAGAAGGACUCCGAGUUCGACUGGUCCGACGAAGCGGACACCAGCUUCAACAGGAUCAAGGAGCUGGUCACCAGCCGGCCGAUCCUACAGCCGUUCGACCCAGCUCUUCCGACGGUGGUCACCUCGGACGCUUCAGACCGCGGUGCUGGCGCCGUGUUGGCACAGCUGCACCCGGACGGCACCGAGAGACCCGUGUCGUACUGGUCUCGGAGCUUCACGGACACCGAGCAGCGCUACUCUGUGUCAGAGCGUGAGACCCUCAGCGCGGUACAGGCGGUGGAGCGUUGGAGGAUCUACCUGUGGGGCAGAUUUUUCACCCUGCGCACGGACCACUCAGCCCUGACGACUCUGCUGUCGCCGAAGUUCUCCGGCAGGGCGGGAGCUCGCGUCGCCAGGUGGCAGGCGCGUCUCCAGCCGUACGCCUACCGAGUGGUCUACACCCCUGGGAACCGGAUCCCGGUGGCCGACGCGCUGUCUCGGUUGCCGCUGGACACGUCUGACUCACCUGACAUCGACGACGGUGAAGACAUCGUGGCGCUCGUGUCAGCUGAGAUGAGUGACGAACCAGACACUCUCACGGAGGAGAGAGUGCGGCAGGAGUCGCAGUCCGAUCCAGUCUUCCAGCGGCUACGGGACACCAUCGCCACCGGCUGGCCGGACUCUGCGAGACGGUGCGCUAAGGAGAUUCAGCCGUACUUUGCGGUCCGUCAUGAGCUCCAAGCUCGUGAGGACGGGGUCAUCAUGCGCGGAAUGGACCAAGUUGUGGUCCCCAGCAAGCUGCGAGCUCAGUACGUGGAACAGGCGCAUCUCUCUCACGAUGGGAUCGUGAGGACGAAGCAGCUGGUCCGUCGGCUCUCCUGGUGGCCAGGCCAGAGCCGUGACGUCACAGAGAAGAUCAGGAACUGCCAGCAGUGUCAAGCAAGUGACAAGGUGCUCAGCGGAGCGGUCAGCCAGGCACCGCUGCAGCCAGUUCCGUUCCCCGACCGACCGUGGUCGAAGCUGGGGCUGGACGUCGUGGGACCUCUCCCGGACGUGCCUGCAUCUGCUCGCUUCGCCGUGACACUCACGGACUAUCACAGCAAGUGGGUGGAAGUUGGACUGACCCCGACUGUGACAACGGCCGACAUCAUCCGGAUCCUGGCAACGGUGUGGUCCCGUGAGGGAUACCCGGACGAACUCGUCACGGACAACGGGACGCAGUUCACCAGCCGCGAAUUUCAGUCGUACCUGAAGCAGCGCGGUAUUCGUCACCUGCGGUCAUCAGUCUACUGGCCGCGGGGGAACGGAGCGGUUGAACGCUUCAACCGCACUCUCAAGUCGUGGUUCAUCGCAGCGGUCAACCAGUCGGAAGUCCCCUUCCAGCAGUAUCUGCAGCUGCAGCUGGCGCGGUACCGGUCGUCGCCGCACUGCUCGACCGGCAGGGCGCCGUCGGAGCUGUUGCACGGCCGGAUCAUGCGACUCCAGCUGCCAGUGUUCGCCCAGCAGCCGCCUCCGGACCCCAUCGUCCGUCUCCGAGUGGAGAAACAACAGCGGCGCAACAAGCGCGCGUACGAUGCCCGGCACGCCACGCGCCGGACUCGAAUCAGCGUGGGCGACUGGGUCCGACCGAAGAAACAGGUUCAUGGGAGCAAACGACGACAGUCUCGCCAGCUGCAGCUUACCUCCGCCUGCAGCACGGGCUACGUGUCGCCCGACCGAGCGGGCGCGGCGACCUGA